AGUUUUCUAACCUCAAAAUGUGGUUUCUAACCUACAAUUUUUAAAUUCGGCAACAAAGUAAUGGGGACUGAAGCAACAAAAACUCCAACCUGUCUGCUCGUUCUCGGGAUGGCAGGCUCGGGCAAGACGUCGCUGGUCAGCUGCCUCAGCCGUUCGGAACGCAAACCGUACACGGUCAACUUGGACCCCGCUUGUAUACAGCUACCGUACUUCGCACACAUCGACGUCCGAGACACGGUCAACUACAAGGAAAUCAUGAAGCAGUACCAGUUAGGACCGAACGGCGCAAUCGUGACCUCCCUCAACCUAUUCUCUACGAAAUUCGCAGACGUCACCGACUUCAUAUCGAAAUGCACGACGGAGCAUUGCGUCUUAGACACGCCCGGCCAAAUCGAAGUAUUCACAUGGUCCGUUUCAGGUACGAUCAUUACGGAGGCGCUCGCCUCCAUGUUUCCCACCGUCAUUCUGUACGUCAUCGACACCGUGAGGAGCACCAAACCGGUGACGUUCAUGUCGAACAUGCUGUACGCCUGUUCGAUCCUGUACAAAACCCGCCUGCCCUUCAUAAUCGUAAUGAACAAAACCGACAUCGUCGAGCACUCGUACGCCGUCAACUGGAUGAAGGACUUCGAGUUGUUCCACGAGGCGCUCGAGGCGGACGAGUCGUACAUCAGCAAUCUGACGCGUUCGAUGGCGCUCGCGUUGGACGAGUUCUACCAAAAUUUGCGGGUGUGCGGCGUCUCGGCCGCCACUGGCCAGGGGCUGGACGAACUGUUUUCGUUAAUCGAUGAUGCGAAGGUUGAAUACGAAAGGGAUUACAAGGCGGAGUGGGAGAAAAUACGUCAAAAGGCCGCUAGCGGUGAUGCCUCCCGUGAGAAUCCGUCGAGCUCGCUUGUGACUACCGUUCCGAGCGGCCGUGAGCUUGCGGACGUCUAUUUGCGCAGACCGGGGAAUGAGAGCAGUUCCGAUUCAGAGGGCGAAGAGGUGAACGUGCACGAGUUUGGUACGAAUGCCACGGCAGACGAGGAAAAUUUCGCCAAGGUUCUUCAGCAGCAGAGGGAGAUGCAGAUUAGGCGAGCGAAAGAGGCCGAAGUUCGCAAACAAGCCCAAUGAGAGUUAUUUUUGAUACGUUUUUAUAUUACAGU
This is a messenger RNA of Photinus pyralis (common eastern firefly), 1145 nucleotides long. Its product is annotated as GPN-loop GTPase 1. Gene Ontology annotation, molecular function: GTPase activity. The coding region runs from base 61 to 1113 and encodes 350 amino acids. Lineage: Eukaryota; Metazoa; Arthropoda; Insecta; Coleoptera; Lampyridae. The transcript is spliced from 4 exons. The record is from RefSeq and is a predicted model, not a curated record.